Molecule: messenger RNA, 705 nt
Organism: Trichomonas vaginalis G3
Lineage: Eukaryota; Parabasalia; Trichomonadida; Trichomonadidae
Exons: 1
Coding region: 1-705 (234 amino acids)
Source: RefSeq, a predicted model, not a curated record
AUGAAAAAUUAUUCUGAAGUGUUGAAUCAUGUUGUUUACGAAUACAGGCCAUUCGCCAACAAAAUUAAUGAUUCAAUCGAAGCAUAUAAUGAUGAGUUGAAUGAACUCUAUAAAGAAUUUGAUAAUUUCUCCUAUAAAUUUGAAAAGUUAGAUAAAAAACGCGCAAUUCAUUAUAAUUACCUCUUACAAGAUUUAGAAACAUACAUUAAAAAUAUUCAACGAUCGGCCGAAGAUGUAGUUAGCGAAAGAUUCGUUACAAUGAAUCAAAUUGAUGCCAGAAAUGAUAUUUCUACGAGUUUCACAUUUGAUUCAAUCGAUGACUCAACAAAGAUUCCAGAAAUUAUGCCGGAAAUUACAGUUGACUUCGACAUUCGUGAUUAUUUAGAAAGUGACCAAAUUUUAAUCACAAUGCAAUCACAAGAAUACGCAAUUACAAAAGUAGAGAUAAAAUAUGGUGGAAAAAUACUUGCCUCUCCUAAUGAAAGGAUUACAGUAUUUAAAUAUAACAAAAAAGUAUAUUUGGUACAUGAUUCUAACAAUCUACUUAAAAUUCCAUUAAAACCUAGUGAUUUAAUAUUCAAACCCGAAUACGUUAGAUAUAUAGCUAAAGUUCAAGGAUUUGAAAAUUUUGAUGAAAGGCAGGUUAUUGUUGUUAACUCCGGAGAUGUUUGCGAGUGUCUCGAUGAGUUUGGAAAUAUCAAAUAA